Molecule: messenger RNA, 3934 nt
Organism: Pimephales promelas (fathead minnow)
Lineage: Eukaryota; Metazoa; Chordata; Actinopteri; Cypriniformes; Leuciscidae
Biological process (GO): regulation of transcription by RNA polymerase II
Cellular component (GO): nucleoplasm
Molecular function (GO): RNA polymerase II cis-regulatory region sequence-specific DNA binding; DNA-binding transcription repressor activity, RNA polymerase II-specific
Source: RefSeq, a predicted model, not a curated record
UCAUCGUUGCUGGCUUUACAUUGAUUUUAACUAAACCAGUAUCGUUUUUACGUAUUUCAGACCUGGACGCAUUUGCAAACUGCGUUAUGUCCCUGAGAGCUAACCUCCUAAUCUCCUAGUAUAAUUUGACGUGUUGUUAGUGUAGUUCUCGGGGUGGAUGGAUGUACAAGACGCCUGUUUAAGGUGUAGGAUGCUGCACACUAAAGGCUGUCAGUGUCAAAAAUCCUUAAGACAACCAACACAAUCGGAUUUUCAUUGCCGCCAAAAUGCAACCGAUUAAUUAAAGGUUUAGUAUUUGCGGUAAGAUGAUUUUGUGCUUUUCUUAGUCAAUACGACCCUCAUGUUUACAUCUGCAUGUCUGCAACCAGCUAAUACUGUUACUGUCGCAUUAGCUAUAUGAACCUCCCUGAUUAAAAUGCCUGCUUAUAAACAUAAACUAGCUUGAGGUGGAUUUCUGGUUUUAGUAGCAGGUGUCACAGCCAGGUCAGGCAGUCGUCUUGGCUGGUUUUGCAGAGUCUUGCUCACCUUUCAAGUUUGUAUAGACUGUUAGACCACCUUUAACCUACAUGUUCCAAAACAUAGCUUUUCCAGGCAAAUUUUGUUCAAAUCCAUAUGCGUUACUUCCUACUGGAAUUUGAGAUUAGAGAACAGAAUUAUCAACCUAAUAAAUUGGGUGAUAAUUAAAAAGAAGAAAUUGUACAUACAAUAGUAAUACAAUCAUAGUAUUUAUGCUAUUCCAGGUAUUUCUUGUAAGUAAAACUAUAGACUAUAUUAUUGUCCUUCCCAAAUAUUUCUUUAGGUUGUGCACAAGAAGAUGAAAGCUAACAUGUUAAAGAAAAGAAAGUUAUCCAGACAAAAGAAAAUAGCCAAACAGCUGCAAAAUGUUGAUAAAGAGCCAUUGCCAUCAAAUAGUGAUGGCAUCAGUAUCGACACAGAUAAAACCAAAACAUCUACUGACACUCAAGACUGUGUUAUGGAUGCCUGUCCUGAGGUCAAAAAAAUGAGACCGGAACAAGAAGAGCUGGAGGCUUUGGGAGUCCUAACAGUGUCUUCUGAACAACAGAAGCAACAGCCUCAUCCUCCUGCUUUCAGAGCAUUAGUUCCAAAGACAGAACCAGACUGUGUCCCCUUAAACCCACCCAGUUUUCAGGUUAAAACUGAGCCUGGCAUUUAUGAAGUGCUGCAGAGAGAGUCUGCCUUGAUUGUGAAGGAGGAAAAUGAGAGUUGGAAGGAAGUGAAGCUUGAGACACCAGAUGAAAUCUCCGUGGGUGCUUCUGGCCUGGAGAAAAACACAGCUUCUUCCUCUCUGGUUUUUCCUUGCCCCCAUUGCACUGUGACUUUCACUGAUUUUACAUACCUGGACAAACACCUCAAAUGGUGCCAUCAAGGUGAAUAUCUGGCUUGGGUAAAAAAACACAAAGUCUACAACUGCUCUAAAAUAUCCUCUGGGAUGCUCAGCUGCUCGUCAUGUCACUAUCGGUUCUUCUCUCAGAGGCAGCUGAAGACCCACAUGCGCAAGGCCCACCUACCCACGCCCAAACCCACCCGAAAGCGUUACACAUGCCCGCAGUGUGAUCGCAGCUUCGAUUACAUCGGUAACCUGCAAAACCACUGCCACAGAUGCCAUGGCUUAGCCACGGUGUGUAAAGAUGGACAUAUUAGCUGUGCCGCAUGCGGUAAAAGCUUUGCCGGAAUCUGGGGUCUCGGACCACAUCACUGCCACGAAGAGGACGAGAGGAAACCCACAGUGGGCGUUGACGAACCUGUUUGCACGGACCGUGGCUACUUGUGCCGAGAUUGUGGAAAGAACUGCUCUACGCUUCAAUGUCUGACGAUACACAAACGUACUCACACGGGCGAGAAGCCGUUCGUCUGCGAAGACUGCGGCCGUAGGUUCAUUGAUAAGGGGAGUCUGCGGAAGCACAAAGUCAUCCAUACAGGGAUCCGGCCGUUCAAGUGCCCCGAAUGCGAAAAAGAGUUUGCCAGGAUGGCCCACCUUAGAUGCCAUCUGCGAACCCACACGGGGGAAAGGCCAUACCAGUGCCCCCAAUGCGGGAUGAGUUUCAGCCACCGAUCGACGCUUCGUAUUCACCAAGAUGUUCACUCUAAAGAUAAAACAUUCCCGUGCCCCGACUGUGGCAAAACUUUCUCUGCUCUGAGGUACGUGAAAGUCCACCAAAGAGCGCACAACUCCGAGCGAAUGCUGCAGUGCAGAGAGUGCACAAAGACAUUUACAAGGGAGGACGUGCUCAAGAAACACUUGCGCAUUCACACGGGCGAGCGGCCGUACUACUGUAACGUCUGCAGCAAACGGUUCGUCCGUAUCCAACACCUGAAGAACCACAUGCGCACACACACUGGCGAGAAACCAUACCGCUGUGAGCAGUGCGGCUCCAGCUACGCGCAGUCCGGCGAUUUGACCAAACACAUGAGACGCCACACGGGGGAAAAACCCUACGCCUGUUCUGACUGCGAUCGUCGCUUCAACAACUCAGGCGACCUCGGCAAGCACAGGCGCAGUCACACGGGCCACAGACCCUACAAGUGUACGGAGUGCGGGAAAAGUUUUCUUCUGCCCCAGCACCUGAAGUUACACAAGCAAACGCACACGGGCGAGAGGCCUUACAGCUGUCCGCGGUGUCUCCGCACUUUCACUCGCUCACACCAUCUUUCUCAACACAUGAAAAAGCAUAUAUGAGGAUAAGGAGUCUGGACCACUUUCGUUUCAUUUGGGCAAAUGGAUUGGGUGUUUAUUGAUGAAUUGGAAAUGAGUUUAAUUCUUAAAAGUAGCUGAAUCCAGGUGCAUAGUCUUCCUUUCUGGACUACCCUUAAAGGGGUAGUUCACCCAAAAAUAAACUCGCCCCCAAACCUGUAUGAAUUUCUUCCUUCUGCUGAAGACAAACGUAGAUAUUUUGAAUGUAAUCUCAGAUUUGGCUCAGAUUAUGUAACCAAACAGUGACCAAACGUUUGGUUGCAUAUAAUCUUUAAAAUAUUUACUUGAACAACUUGAGGGUGAGUAAAUGAUGACAGAAUUUUCAUUUUUGGGUGAACUCCCUUUAAAGGUUUAGCAUAUAGUUAUUUUGCAUGCUCAACUCCAUUGGAGACAUUAAAUGAAUAGAAUGGUUAAUGUAUCUUGGCAGCACUAAUUGUAAAAUUAUUUAAAGUUCAUAUUUAACCAUUUGAAGACACUGAUGGUUCAUAAUGAUGAACCAGAAUAUAAAAAAGUGCUGUGGCAUAAUAAUAAUAAUGAUAAUCUAUGAGCUUUAUGAUGGAAGUAUUUAAAGGCUGCAUCUAUAAAGUGAGAUCAAAAUUUCUCUUUUUGCUCAGCACUCGAGUCAUCUGAAAAUAUGAUUAAAAGAUGAAUAAGUCAAAGGUACAGAAUGUUUUAGUUCUAUUUUUACAUGUUGCCAAGUGUGAAAGCAGUUGCGUUAGUAUAAAAGUGACAUGCACUUUUGCCUCAUAUUCAUCUUUUAAUAUUUUCAGAUGCUUUGUGUAGAGCAAAAAAGCCAUUUUGUUUUUACUAUCAUAAUGCUUUAUGGAGGGCACUGUAUAUUUGUGUGUUGAAUUUUCAUCAUGUAAAUUCUGUAAUGGGUUGGUUAUUUUAAAGUUUAUUGUCGUAGUUGAUCCUAAAAUCCCUCAAUUUAUGGUUACUGUUCAAUGCCAAAGUAUUUCAAAUGUAAGAUAAUUUAAUAAUUAUUAUUGUGGCUAGUUAAGAUAUGUUUAUGGCUUGAAGCACUGAUAACUUGGUCAUACUGAUGUAAUAUAAAAAUCAGUAUGAAGCUCUAUACGAUAUAAGUUCCUAAUUUUUCUGUUAAUUUAGAAAUGUGCUCUCUAAAAUGUACUCGGUGGUUUCGUCAUUGUAUUGGCUUGAACUGUGCAUCUGAAACUGUAUUUGUCUUAUCUUAAAUAAAGAGUAAAAUACAAUAUACUAAUC